This is a messenger RNA of Anneissia japonica, 1288 nucleotides long. Its product is annotated as arrestin domain-containing protein 17-like. The transcript has 6 exons. The coding region runs from base 163 to 1143 and encodes 326 amino acids. Gene Ontology annotation, cellular component: cytoplasm. Gene Ontology annotation, biological process: protein transport. NCBI's taxonomy places the organism in Eukaryota, Metazoa, Echinodermata, Crinoidea, Comatulida, Comatulidae. The record is from RefSeq and is a predicted model, not a curated record.
GUUAUCCUUGAUGACAGCCAUUUCUUUUGUCUGGAAUCUGUGCGAACGUUCUUGAGCAAUAUUGAACAUUUGUUGGAUGCGGUAUGCAUUCUGGCAGUCGUAUCAAGAACUGGUGUUUCGCCGCAUAGGCCUAUAAUAAUUAUAAUUAACAGACUGUGCGACAUGACGAACAGGAUACUCGCAUUCGGAAUAUGUUUUACUGGUUACCGUGAACUUUACUGCUGCGGUGACACGAUCACGGGAGAGGUCGUCUUAGAAUUGGGCCAAGAUACAAAGAUAGAAAGUAUUGAUCUAUGUAUUUCCGGAGUGUGCGAUGUUCAUCUUCAUUCAAAAUGCACAGUACAGGCGGAGUAUCAAGCUGACGACGACGCAUGCCCACUACGUGCCCGGGAAAUCUACUUUGAAAAAAGCCUGCAACUGUAUCCAUCAAAGUCCGCUAAUGAAGAUACCUUAUUGAAAGUUGGCAGACACGCCUUCUACUUUGAAGCUAGCCUUCCCGCUACCAACUUGCCAAACUCUUUUGAGGGUAGCUUGGGUUACGUAAGAUAUGUUGCGAAAUCGAUAUUACAAACUUCACAAACUGAACUUGAGGCAAAGAGGGCAUUUACGUUGCUAGGUGAUACAUAUGACAUCAACCUAAACCAAGGCUCAUUGGAACGGUUUAACGUCAGUCGAAGUUACAUCCCGACACACUUUUGGUUCCGUGGAAAGGGUGCCGUCAAAGCCGUGGCAACCGUACCACGCGUAGCAUAUUGUGCCGGUGAAGAAAUACCGAUGUCAUUGGAUAUUACAAACGACAGUGGACACAAGGUUAAGAAAAUAACAGCUACGUUUCUGCAGAGCAUGUUUUGCCGUAUCGGAAGAAAGACAAAGACGUCUGUGAAACAGAUGUCUUCACUGGAGUUUAAAGAAAUCAGAGAAGAAAAGCGUUCGACGCGGUCCAGUGAGCUCAUUCGUAUUCCAGCCGUAGCUCCUUCGAAUCUGGUGAAUUGUGAUCUUAUCGAACUUGCUUAUGAGCUUGUGAUAUCCGUAGCGGUGACAACAAUGGUAAUGACCAAGAAAAUCGUUUUUCGAAUUCCAAUCGAAGUUGGCAACGUGCCACUCCAGAACAAUCCUGAAAAAAAUGGUAAUACAUUAACCUAAAUUUUCCAAAAAAACGUUUCCUCAUACGCCUAGACCUAAUUGUUGAUUGUUUAAAAUAAGUCGUAGGCCUACAUUUUGGUGUUCUAUUAAGCAGCCGCCGUCAGCGACAAAACGUACAAAAGUAUCAAGCACCUUCUCAAAAUGA